Molecule: messenger RNA, 1307 nt
Organism: Rhipicephalus sanguineus (brown dog tick)
Lineage: Eukaryota; Metazoa; Arthropoda; Arachnida; Ixodida; Ixodidae
Product: growth hormone secretagogue receptor type 1
Exons: 4
Coding region: 39-1187 (382 amino acids)
Biological process (GO): G protein-coupled receptor signaling pathway
Cellular component (GO): plasma membrane
Molecular function (GO): G protein-coupled receptor activity
Source: RefSeq, a predicted model, not a curated record
UGGUCGAGUCGUCGACGCCCGCCGGCGUGAAGCGAACCAUGUCCUCCAGCCGUCAGCGCGUCCGCGCUGUGUCUCCUGGUCAUCCAUCGGUGGCCAUUCAGGUGCUGGACGUUCUCAACGCGGCCUACAUUCCGACAGUCAUCUACCUGGGACUCGUCGGUAACGUCCUCUCCCUCAUCACCUUCCUCUUCACGAAGCUCAGGAGCCGCACGUCCAGUCUGUACAUGGGGGCACUGGCCGUGUCCGACUCGGGCUUUCUCAUCGUACUCUCAUUUGCCUGGCUCAACGAACGCGGCAUCAACGUGUACCGGCACGGGCUCUGCCUCGUCACCGUAUUCUUCACCUCUGUCUUCGCCUGCUGGUCCGUGUGGCUCACGGUGAGCUUUACGGCCGAGAGGUUCGUCGCAGUGCGCUACCCUCUCUGGAAGCUGAACGACAGUUCUCCCAGCAGGAGGCCACGCCUCGUCAUUUGCGCCACUGCGUUUCUCAGCUUGACGCUCAACGCUCCCUUGUUGCUCUUCGUGCGAGUUGGCGACGGAGAGUUCUCCGAUUGCAGCCUUCACCCCACGUAUGAGAGCGCGCUGUUCUACCUGAACAUCCUGGACACGGUGAUUACAUUCAUCGUGCCAUUUCUGCUGAUCACGUUCAUGAAUUUCAUGAUUGCCCGGGCCAUAUACCUGUUCUACCUUCGUUACAAGAAGCAGCCUGGUGUAUCUGAUAUCUCGAUGGAGUGCCAGGAUUUCACUUCUUCGGCACGUAGGCUAAACAGUGACACGGUGGUCUCCAAUGAUGCUACAGUAACGGCGACAAGCGGAGGAGGAAUAGCUCAUGCCACUCAGAUCAGUAUCACGCGCAUGCUCCUGCUGGUGUCCACAGUCUUCAUUCUUCUCAACCUCCCGAGCUACGUCAUGAGAAUCUACGUGUUCCUGCUGUCUCUGGGACACUCGGAGCUUCAGGACGCCGAACACAACUCCCUGCCCUACGUGCUGCAGCGCUACUUCAUGCUGCUGUACUACACCAACUUCGCCAUGAACUUCGUCCUCUACAGCACCAGUUCUCGGAUGUUCCGGGUAGCGCUGUGCGAGUACAUGCAAGGCAGGUGGCUCGCGCUGCGCGAGUCUAUGGCCGGCAUGAGAUCCAGCCUCGGCCGCUCUAUGACUACUCAGCACGAAGACGUGAUCAUCUGAACAUUCCUGCAUCACUAUGCAAUGAGGCCACAUUCACUCAUUCCUGCAGCUGUGCGUAAAACAUGGCUGCAACGUGGGAUGAUCAAAGGGUUAGAAAUAGACGGAAGGACUGGGAGGUUA